Messenger RNA from Heterobasidion irregulare TC 32-1, 600 nucleotides. RefSeq lists its product as uncharacterized. The transcript is spliced from 3 exons. The coding region runs from base 1 to 600 and encodes 199 amino acids. NCBI's taxonomy places the organism in Eukaryota, Fungi, Basidiomycota, Agaricomycetes, Russulales, Bondarzewiaceae. The record is from RefSeq and is a predicted model, not a curated record.
AUGGUUCGAAUCCAUUGGGCCGGUACCCACCGCCAUGAUGAGACGAGGGACUUGGCUCUAGAACGCAGUCCCUGCAUGGUUGGUAAUGAGGUGGGGUAUUAUGACAUCCGUACUCAAGAGCUAUCGCAUCAUAACUCGACUGAACCAUCGCGCCCGACCAAAAAGCGCAAGGUCGAGGUAGUCGUCCCUGAACGAUCUGUUGGUGAGAUUAUCAUGUGGACAAAAGCUGUUCGGGCUCGGAAGCCAGUCCAGUGUCUUCCAACCUCCACUCAUACCAUCCUGGCCCCUUCCCAUCCCCACUCCUUUGUUGUCCCUGCUCUGUCCGACUCAUCUCGCCUGUCUUCUGUUGUUGCACAAGGCAUCGCAUCAGAGCUUUGGUACCACAUUGCUGUGGCCGAAGGUAUGCGUGCCUCGCUGGCGCGUUCGAUCGCGAUGUGGCAGGGUGAGUUGGCAAGUAUUGAGGCACGUUCGGGUGGCUUGGUGGUUUCGGAUGUGGUGCUGGUGGAAGACUCGUUGGAUGCCGAGGAUUCGGACAUGUCUGUGUUGGGCGACUUUGUGCCCGAUGUGUGGAAUAGUUUCAAGGUGUCUGUCAUACAGUAA